This is a messenger RNA of Gongylonema pulchrum, 1332 nucleotides long. Lineage: Eukaryota; Metazoa; Nematoda; Chromadorea; Rhabditida; Gongylonematidae. The record is from the annotation of a GenBank genome assembly.
AUGAAUGAUGAGGAGCUACGCAUGUUUGUCGACGUUGACGGCACAAUAUCCUGGAUCAAAGAGCACGAAUAUUCUCGUGUUGCCUUGCAAUUCCCGGAUCAGUUUCUUUGCUUUUCCUCAGCGAUUGCAGUUAUCAUUGAAAAAGAAUUUGGUGGCGGUGUGAAAACGUUUAUUUUGGCCAACACUGCAUGUCGGAGCUGUUGUGUGGAUGUCCUGGGGGCGAGCCAAUGUGCUGCUGAUUGCAUCGUUCAUUACGGUGAUUCCUGCAUGACGGGAACAAGUAAUCGUCUCCCAGUGCGAUAUGUGUACGGCAAUAUGCCGGUGGAAUGCGGGAAAUUGCGGAAAGCACUGGAACAGCACAAAGAUAAAUUUGAGCAGAAAUGCUGCCUUCUGUACGAUGCAAUGUAUGCAAGUAGCGGAGAUAAAUUAUUCAAAAUAUUGAAAGAGUUUUUUGGCACGGGGUCUCUGUUUCACUGUGAACUUAUUGAAAGGUGUGGCGCCACGGAUCCCAGUACAUCUGAUGCGACGAAUUGUUUGGGACGACGAGUGCCAAAGGAUGACGGUAACUGGACGGUUCUAUUUAUAGGUGAAGAAAGCAGUCCACUCUUACCUCUGUGGUUAAUGAGCAAUCUCAGCUGCACAACUCUUUUCACAUUUUCUCCCGUUACACUGCAGUGCUCAUUUUCGAGGACUCAUGCCAGUGUGCAUUUGCGAAAACGAUUACUUUUGAUCGAAAAAUUGCGAGAUGCCCGAACGGUUGGUAUUGUUGUGAAUACGCUGGAUACGGUUGGAUAUGGAGAAGCUAUAGAACGAACAAGGAAGCUCUGUGCCGUUGCCGGGAAAAAAAGCUACACAUUAGCUGUCGGCCAGAUAAACGUACCAAAACUGUCGAAUUUUGCUAAUGAUGUAGAAGCAUUCGUUGUGCUUUCGUGCCCCUAUGGCGUGAUUUUGGAUGUUUCUGAUUAUUAUCGUCCAGUUGUAAGCCUUUUCGAAGCAGAAGUAGCCCUAAAUUCGAAACACUUGUGGUUAGCUGGUGACGGAUGGACCGCUGAAUUCAAAAAUUUUAUCCACGAUGAAAUAGGCAAAACGGCCGAAGAAAAUACGGAGAUGAGUCUUGUUACGGGUAAAAUUCGCUCAAUGGGUAUUGCGGAAGUUGAUAGCAACGAAAAUUCUUGCACCGCACUAUCAGCGUACUCAGCCGGCGAUUAUUUUUCCGGAAGGACAUGGAAAGGACUUGAUGAUGGUUAUGCUGUUGAAAAUACUGGCAUUCAAGAAGGCCGCAGUGGUGUCGCAUCGCAUUAUAAAUCUGAGCCAUCCGAGAUAUCCCAGUGA